Eutrema salsugineum is the source of this 1568-nucleotide messenger RNA. RefSeq lists its product as uncharacterized. Gene Ontology annotation, molecular function: LPPG:FO 2-phospho-L-lactate transferase activity. The record is from RefSeq and is a predicted model, not a curated record. The coding region runs from base 66 to 1403 and encodes 445 amino acids. NCBI's taxonomy places the organism in Eukaryota, Viridiplantae, Streptophyta, Magnoliopsida, Brassicales, Brassicaceae. The transcript is spliced from 13 exons.
CAAUUGAAAAUCGACAAAAAAACGAAAAGGGUAGAGAUGUUUCCUAACUCUGUUUCAGUUCGGUAAUGGCGGAGAUUUGCUUUUUUGGGGGUCUGGUCCAUCACAAGGCUCCAUCUCCUUCGUCUCUUCAUCCUCUAUUCCGCAGCAAACCCCAUCACUGCAAUUCAACUUCUCACAUGGCCGCCUCCGUUUCAGCCGAAUGCCACUCCUCCUUGGAGCCACCUUCUCUCCUCGUCUUCUCAGGCGGCACUGGAUUUAACGGUGUGGUGGAAGAGUUGAAGAAGUUAACAACCCGAGUCGCUCAUGUGCUUCCUGUCUCUGAUGAUGGAGGAAGUACAGCUGAGAUUGUUCGUGUUCUUGGCGGGCCAGCGGUUGGUGAUAUACGCUCGAGGUGUUUAAGGCUGUCUGAUGAAAGUACUUCAGAGGCACUUGCUGUCAGGAGGUUGCUUGGACAUCGCUUACCUAUAGAUGCACAUAAGGCCAAGAAAGAUUGGUAUGAUAUUGUGGAAGGUAAUCAUUCUCUGUGGGAUGGUGUAUCAGGACCCUACAGAGAAACAAUCCGCGCUUUCUUGGUUUACUUUCAGAAUGAGAUUCUUAGACGACCUAAUGAUACAUUUUGCUUCAGCAAUGGAAGCAUUGGGAACUUCUUCUUUGCAGGAGCAAGGAUCUUUUUCCAGUCUUUAGAUGCUGCGAUUUUUCUGUUUUCACGUGUUUCGGAGAUCCCUUGUGACAGUUUGGUCCUCCCAGUGAUAUCAACCAACGAUAGGCUUACCUUAGGAUGUGAAUUACAGGAUGGGACUAUAAUACGUGGACAGAACGAGAUCUCUCACCCGACCAAUGGGACUAUGCAGACCGUUGACAAGAGACAUUGUUCGACUUCCGAUCUUCCAUCGAAGAUAAAGAGAGUAUUUUACAUGUCAAGUGAAGGCAAUAAUCUGCUCCAUGAGGUCUUCCCACCAGUUAAUCCAACUGUCUUGGAGCAGUUGAAAACCGUGGACUGUAUCGUUUAUGCUAUGGGAUCUUUAUUCACUUCCAUUUGCCCAUCACUGGUUCUGCUUGGUGUUGGGGAGAUUAUCUCUUCAAGGUCAUGUCGUAAGGUACUUCUGUUGAACGGUAGUCAAGACCGAGAAACAAGCGGCUUCACUGCUUCCUGCUUUGUGAUUGCCAUCGCUGAUGCUCUCAACAGAACUCAUGGAGAUCCUAAUAUUCGGCUCAAGAAUCCCCCUGGAUAUUACAUAAACACUCUCUUGGUCCCGAAAGAUGGAGAAAUAGCUGUAGAUCACAAACAGUUGUCUGAACAAGGAAUCGAUGAUGUUAGAGUCGUGGAGUCUGUUUGUGACCCGAAGCACGGUAUCUUGUUCAACGCGAGCUCGUUGAUAAGCACACUAGCCGGUCUGGUGUAGUAAAUAGUGAUUCUUUAGGCCAUAUCUGGUUCCUUCUUUUGCUUUGAGAUGAUAAUACGGAUAUGAAUCUAUGAAAUUUGUUUUCUUUUUUUUCCUGUUUAGUUUGAUUAUUUGUAGAUGGAUAUUAAAGGUUUUUAAUGAUCAUAUUAAAGAUAAAGUCUCUCU